This is a messenger RNA of Naegleria fowleri, 2325 nucleotides long. RefSeq lists its product as uncharacterized. Gene Ontology annotation, molecular function: flavin adenine dinucleotide binding; FMN binding; [methionine synthase] reductase (NADPH) activity. The record is from RefSeq and is a predicted model, not a curated record. Gene Ontology annotation, cellular component: cytosol. NCBI's taxonomy places the organism in Eukaryota, Heterolobosea, Eutetramitea, Acrasida, Naegleriidae. Bases 1 to 2325 code for a protein of 774 amino acids. Gene Ontology annotation, biological process: homocysteine metabolic process. The transcript has a single exon.
AUGUCCUCCACACCUCUCUUCAUUUGCUAUGGCUCGGAAACUGGAAACGCUAAAGCCAUAGCCACACGUAUCUACAAGGCUUGCUCCGAACUUCAACUUUCAAAAGAUACCCAACUUCAGACUCUUAAUGACUUUGCAACCAACUACAAGCUUCGAGAUCGAGCCAAAACAAUGAAACAACCAACUACUACAGACAAUGUGUCACCACAUAUUUUGGACAAUAAGGUGAACAUGAUUAUUAUUUGUUCAACAACUGGAAAUGGAGAUGUUCCUCAGAAUGCUGACAAUUUUUACCGAUUCAUCAAGCUGAAAUCUACUCCAGCACAAUUUUUCGCUAAUCUUUCUUAUUCACUUCUAGGACUUGGAGACAGUAAUUAUGACUCAUUUUGUAACGCAGCAAGAAAUAUUGACAAGAGACUUCUAGAAUUGGGAGCUGAAAGAAUUGGUGCUAGAGCAGAGGCUGAUGAAGUCGUUGGAUUAGAGGUUUCUGUUGAACCCUAUAUUGCUCAAGUACUUCAAACAUUAAGAAAGAUUUACACGGAGAGUGUGGAAUCAUCCAGCAUUGCCGAGAGUGUGGAUACUGCUCGUUCUCCUCGUGGAGCCGCAACUGAUAACGCCUCUUUAAUUCAGCCUCCAAAUACACCUCCCAGAAAUGUCACAUCAUCGUCGACGAGUAAUGUAUCUCCAUCAUCCCUGACCGGCCAAUCCUCAAUCACCUCUUCUUCUUUCAGCGGAAAUACUGAACCAACGGACUCAUUCCCAAUACCAAGAAAAUUAUCAUCAGGAGGAAAGGAUCAACUUGAAGCACUCUCAACCCUCAUUGCAGCUUCUCAUUCAUCUGCCACUGAGUAUUUGACCAUUGUGAGAGCUGAAAAAUUAGAAGAAAAAGCCCAAGUAGAUGAUUUGGCUUAUUACAAUUUGCGAUUGGAAGAAUUAUUUGGCUCUCAUUGUGACAGUAGUGAAGAUAAUUUGAUCUUUGAGAGUGAUGAGCAUGUACCUGCUUCAAAUGUCGCAAAAACUCCAAACAUUUUUUACUCCUCCAUUCGAGGAGCUCGUUAUUUGACUACCACUGAGUCAUCAAAACAAGUUUUACAUCUUGAGCUAGACAUGACCAAAGCUCCUAUGAGUCAAGAGGCUUCAUUUAAGUAUGAACCUGGAGAUGCAUUGGGAAUAUUUUGUGAAAAUGAUCAUGAACACGUUGACUCAUUAAUUGAGAAGCUUAAAGAAAGAGGAUCUCUCAAAUUAACACCAAAUGAUGCACCUCUUUCUGACACUGAUCCAAUUUGCAUCAAAUGCACAGAUAAUUCCAAACUUUGCAUUUUUCCAAAACAUAUUUCAUCCGGUGAAAACGAAAUUGUUAAUAUCAGAACGAUUCUAACAAAGCGUGUGGAUAUCAUGGCACCAGUGACCGUUCCAAUGUUGCAAGUUUUGGCCAAAUAUUGUUCAAAUUUCAAUGAAAAGAACGCCAUCCUCAAACUCACAUUCGACACUGCUCUCUACAACUCUCAAAUUGUUAAGCAAAGGGCUAAUUUAUUUGAUAUUCUUUCGUGGUAUCCUUCAUGCAAACCUCGAUUGAGUCAUCUUCUUCAAGAGUUACCUCCUCUUCUUCCUCGAUACUAUUCCAUUUCAUCAUCUCCUAUCAAGCAUCCUGAUGAAGCACACAUUGCAUUCAGUAUUAUCAAAUUUGAAACACCUCCUCCAUAUCAUACCAUUCGCUAUGGCUCUUGCACGUCAUGGUUGCAAAAUAAGGCCAAAAAGUUUUGGUCAAGUGAGGAGCAAGUCAACAUUCCAGUGUUCGUAAAACCUUCUCCCAACUUUAGACUUCCAGAAAAUUUGAAUACACCCAUUAUCAUGAUUGGACCUGGUACAGGUGUGGCGCCUUUCCGAGGUUUUUUGCAACAUCGGGAAUGCAUGCUAGACAAGAAACAAUCGGAUGGCGUGAAUUGGCUCUUCUUUGGAUGCAGAAGUAUGAAGGCUGACUUUUUGUAUCGUGAUGAUCUGAGAGAUUUCGAAACUAAUAGCUUUGUUAAUUUGAACUUAUUGGUGGCGAGUAGCAGAGAGGCCGAUUCAGGAGGAGGUAUUUGGUAUGGUGGUUCCUACGUACAAGAUUACCUCCGUGAAUAUUCUGCCAAUAUUGUGGAAAUGAUGAUGAUGAAGAAGGGAGUGUUGUAUGUGUGCGGUGACGCACAAAGUAUGGCCACUCAAGUCAAUCGAGUGCUUCAUCAAAUCAUUGAAGAGGAAUGCAACUAUUCACCAGAGCAAGCCAAACAAGUAGUUUCAGAAUGGCAAGCAACCGGUCGCUAUCUCAAAGAAGUGUGGAGUUAA